Molecule: messenger RNA, 1557 nt
Organism: Cyclocybe aegerita
Lineage: Eukaryota; Fungi; Basidiomycota; Agaricomycetes; Agaricales; Hemipholiotaceae
Source: the annotation of a GenBank genome assembly
AUGCCAUCUUUAUCAACCUUCCAAUACGACAGCGCCCAGGCCGUCUUCGACCUCCUCGAGCGCCAGUUCAGCCUCACCGAUGACUUCCUCAUCGAACUCACCAAGGCGUUCCUCGAGGAGUUCAAGGUUGGACUCUCCAGCUAUAACCAUGCAAUGGCGAUGAUUCCGACUUUCGUUACUGGUGUCCCCGACGGUACAGAAACUGGCACCUUCCUCGCCCUCGACCUUGGUGGUACCAACCUUCGCGUGUGCGAGGUAGUCCUGAAGGGUGACAAGACCUUCAACCUGGUCCAGCAGAAGUAUAAAGUGACCGAGAAGCUGAAAGCAGGCGAAGCAACAGCCCUCUUCGAUUAUCUUGCCGACUCCGUUGAUGCCUUCCUCACCACACACGCGACCACGGACUACACCUCGCCUCAGGACAGUAUUCCAGGAGAUUCCGCGUCAUCCCAUAUCCCCCUCGGAAUGACAUUCUCUUUCCCAGUCGAACAGACCGCCCUUGACUCUGGGAAGAUCCUUACCUGGACCAAAGGUUUCUCCGCCAAGAACGCCGUUGGAAAUGAUGUUGUCAAACUCCUCCAAGACGCGUUUGACCGAAAGCAUAUGCGUGUCAAAUGUGUUGCCUUGGUGAACGAUACUGUUGGAGCUCUGCUCUCGCGAGCAUACACUGCCGGUGGUUGUAUCGCGGGAGCCAUCUUCGGAACGGGCACGAACGGCGCGUACAUUGAACAAAUUGCGAAUAUCCCGAAGCUUUCAGGUUCCGCAGCUGCAGCGAAAGGCGGUCAAAUGGUCAUCAACACGGAGUGGGGAGCCUUCAACAACUCUCGCUCCCACCUUCCCACCACGCCAUACGACAGCGCACUCGAUCGUCUGAGCAUUAAUCCCAAAUUCCAAGCUUUCGAGAAAUUUAUAUCUGGCAUGUACCUCGGCGAGAUCGUACGCCACACCCUCGUCUCCUUGGUUGAUGCCGUUCCCAAACCCCUUCUUUUCUCUGGAAAAUCUACUACUGCCCUCAACACGCACUACGGCAUUGAUACCAGUCUGAUGAGUGCGACGGAGAAAGCAUGGAUCGGCGACGACCCUAGCCCCAACGCUUUCGUUCUCCCGCCUUUGUCUUCCGAGUUCUCUGAGUCUGAAUUGUCGCCCAAAGUCAUUCCUAAAUUGAACCGAAUCCGGGCGGCUAUUUCUCAACACUUGGGAUUCAAGGAAGAGGACGUCUCGUUCCGCGAUGCUGCAAUUGUCCGUUGGAUAUCUUCGUUGGUUGCACGGAGAGCAGCCCUCCUCAGCGGUGUCGCCGUUGCUACUGUGCUCAUCCAAACCGAGCAUGCAGUCCUCAAAGGGAAAUCCAUGCCUGUCAAGGGACUGAACGACAGGCUCGGUGUUGGCGUAGAUGGAAGUCUCAUCGAACACUAUCCCAACUUCCAAAAUAUCUUGCGUGAGUCUCUGAGAACCCUCGUCGGAGAAGACGUUGAGCAGCGGGUGGAGAUUGGUCUCGCGAAAGACGGAAGCGGUGUCGGUGCUGCCCUCUGCGCCUCCAUGGCCGUGAAACACACAUCUUGA